Molecule: messenger RNA, 6205 nt
Organism: Equus caballus (horse)
Lineage: Eukaryota; Metazoa; Chordata; Mammalia; Perissodactyla; Equidae
Gene: AK4
Product: adenylate kinase 4
Biological process (GO): nucleobase-containing compound metabolic process
Cellular component (GO): cytoplasm; mitochondrion
Molecular function (GO): AMP kinase activity; ATP binding; nucleoside diphosphate kinase activity
Source: RefSeq, a predicted model, not a curated record
GGGAGGAGGCUGGGAGGUGCGAGCGGCUCGUCUCUGCGCCCGGGCUCCUCCUGCCUCGGGGAAGAGCCGCUGUGCACCGAGCUGAGCGCCAGGCGGCUGCCGACCCGAGCACCCCUCUCGCCCCGCUUCCUUAAGGCGAAGCCGUCCCCUGCUCCCCUCGUCCCUGGUGAGCCGCGGCGCCCCCUCCUCUCCCGGAGCCCCGGCCCAGCGCCGCCCACCUGUGGGAGUCGGGCCGGGCUGCGCCGGGGGCACCUGUGGCGCCGCGGGACUCGCCGCGCGCCCUUCCAGCCCCUCCGCGCCGCCUCGGGCCUCUGGGCUGAGCCGUGGGUAGCUUUGAAAGGCCUGUCUGUUCGCUGCCGCCUUCUAAGCCUGGUGAGAUUUGGCAUGGAGCGCAGGUCAAGGAUCUGACCAGUUUUGAGGCAUCUCUCCAGUCUGAAGAGGUGAGAGUCCACAGCGAGGUGAGGGGACAGAAGCUGAGCACAUAUGGAAUGAACAGGAUGGUCUGCAAUACGGGUGCAUGUUGUGAAGGAAAUCAACCAGUGAUGCGUGGGUGACCAAGGCUAAGGUGGACUCUCCUAGGCUGUGUGAUGAGGGCUGCCUCUCUGGGAGAAGUUGGUGCUAUGGCGAGGCAGUACAUAGAGAAAGGUCUUUUGGUUCCAGAUCACGUGAUCACACGCCUCAUGUUGUCGGAGCUGGAGACUAGGCGCGGCCAGCACUGGCUCCUAGAUGGUUUUCCUAGAACGCUGGUUCAGGCCGAAGCCCUGGACAAGAUCUGUGCCCUGGAUCUCGUGAUCACUUUGAACAUUCCAUUUGAAACACUCAAAGAUCGUCUCAGCCGACGCUGGAUCCACCCUCCCAGCGGAAGAGUGUACAACCUGGACUUCAAUCCACCUCACGUACACGGGAUUGAUGACAUCACUGGUGAGCCAUUAAUCCAGCAGGAGGAUGAUAAACCUGAAGCAGUUGCUGCCAGGCUAAGACAGUACAAGGACGUGGCAAAGCCAGUCAUUGAACUAUACAAGAGCCGAGGCGUGCUUCACCAGUUUUCUGGAACGGAGACUAACAAAAUCUGGCCUUAUGUUUACACGCUUUUCUCGAACAAGAUCACACCUGUUCAGUCCAAAGAAGCCCAGUGAGCCCGCCCAGUGGCAGCACCGGGAGGAUGUGGCCGUUCAUGCAAUUGUACGUGUAGCGUUGGUGCGUCCCAAUUAGAAGCUAGCCGAGACAGCUCGCAGCGUCUUCUCUAGAUUAAAUGAACUGAUGUGAAAACUAAUGAAUACAGGAAGAGUUCAUGAAGAGGCGCUUCUCUGCCUUUCGAAAGAAGGGUCACCCUCACACGUUUAAGAUGUCUCUCCUCAAGUCUCAAGCCCUUCACAAGCAAGCAAGGACAGGCCGGUUUCAGACGGUGUAUACUCAAGCACGAGCUUAGUUUUGGUGGUCGUGUUGUUGCCAUGGAAGCCUUUUUGCACAUGACGGCAGUGGUGUCUGCUUCUCCCCCGCCCCCAAAGGCUGAUGAGCAAGAGCACCAGAGGGCCUGAGAAUGCCCGGGACUGUGGCCUGGGUCUGUCCCAGGUUCUCUGGUAUGUGUCCUCCUGGUGACAAUAGGAUUGAAACCAAUUGCUCUCAGUGGUCGCUUCCCUGGCCUUGAGUGACUGUGUCCACAAUUCACUUUUUCUGUUGAGAGUGACACCUUCUUUUCUGCGUCUAUGCUCUGUAGAACCUCUCCUUUCAGACAUCCUGGAAUGAAAGGAUUUGGCUUCUGCUCUUUUUAUUAGACUGUAUUUUUUUUGCAUCUCUUUCCUCCUUUCCUAGGCUACUAAGUCAUAUGGAUAGUCUUUGCUUCUGUCCUUCUCAGAUUCCUUUCUGAGAGCUGAGAGCCGGGGGACGAGGUCAAAUCACUUCCUGCACCAGGAGCUGAGCUCUGCGGAGGGCCCCCUUAACCUGCUGGUCUGACUCUCAUGGGUUGACAAUGCUCCUUUCUUCUAUUGUGGGAAAAUAAAAUCCUCAGAGUCUUUUGGGGAUCCUCAAAAAAAUGGGAAAUAUUCAUUUACGUAAAUGUUAAAUGAUCAUAUCUUAUGUAUAGAAGUAAUAAGACCAUAUGGAGUUACUGGACGGAAAGGAUAGUUUAGCUUUUUAUUCAAUACAAAAAAUGUGUUUUAAAAAUGCUGCUAAGUAUUGAUGCUGACGGUGUUUUCCUCUUUUGAGUGACCCAAGCAUAUUAUAAAUAGUUGGUAAAGGAAUAUGGAGCCUGGGGGGUUAAGGAAACAAGUUGCACUAGCUGUGCCUAGACUGAGUAUGAGAGCUUUACUAUUAUGGGAAAACAAAAUCUUAAUUAUUUUUUUUAUUCCAAAGAUGCUUUCUAUAGGGUGGCCGUUAAAUCUAGAAAUAUAGAUAAUACUAUUUUGUCAUUCAUUGUAAUGUAAUAUCAGUAAACCAUUUGUUAAGGAUUUGCCUGAUUUCCAGACUUGGUGGCCACCUUGUUUACUUCUUGCUCUCCUCUGGGAAGGACAAUGAAAUUUAUCCCUGUUGCCUUAAAAGUAAACAUCCCUCUUCAUGCAUCCUGGCUGUCCCCAGGGAGGGUCCUUUACUAUUCCUGGGAGUGACUUCAAUGUAAUCAUUGCCUUUGGAGUUUUGGGAAAGGUACAGAAAAUGGGAAAUCGCCUGAUCCUUGAUUCCGUGCUGUACUCCUCCAUCCUUCCUUCUUUCUUCCAGCAAAAUAGACAAUUAGAGCCAGUGCUGGAGUCACUCAGUUUGUCUCAGCAGUGUUUGCUACUUCUGGGAUGGCCAGCAAUCGAGAGUCCUUAGCUGGGUGAGACUGAUAAAAAGACAAAGACCUUUUCUGUGGUCUUUGAAAGAUGAUGCUUGUUUCAUGUUUAGUGGCCUAAAAAAUCUAUUUCUGAUUUUCUUCAACAAAUUCUAGUUUUUCCUUCAAUGAUUUUGUAAAAAACUUAAGUUUUCUUGAAAAUAUUUUGACAAAAGUAAAUUAAAAGGCCAUCUUUCCUCGGAUUUCCCUGUACUCCCCCACACGUGGUUCCUUCACAGGUACACGCAAAGAGGAGAUUGGGGGGGUCCCUAAGACUUCUCCUGUCCUCACAGUCUGUGACUCUAGCCAGCUGUGAAUUCAUUUUACUUUCCAUUCUCCUGACAGGCUUCCCACUUACUUAGAACUGAAAAAUGUUGCUAUGUUCAAAACCCUCUAACACUAAGGCAAAUAAAAAAUAGGUACCGUUUGUCGUGGGCCUACUGAGUAAUGUGUGUGGUUUUAGGACCUUUACAGACAUCUCAUGUAAUCUUUCGAGCAUCUGUGGAGAUGCGCGCGAUCCUACAUUUGUCCACAAAGAAGGCAAAGGUCAGAGAUGGGAAGCAUCGUGCCCAGGCCCUUGCUGCCAGGACUCACACCAGGUGUUCCUGACUCUGCAUUCUGGGUUUGCAGAAUGGAUGUUAACCCACUGUGUCCUGUCUCAGGCAACCCAGGGUGCGAGCUUGGUUUUGCUUAGGUUUCCGAAUGGCCUCACGUCAAACAUAACCGAGUUCCCUAUGGUGACAUUCAGCUCUCUGUGAGACUGCUCUUUUUAUUUUUUCCCUUUGCUUCAGCAAGGGAAGCUGCUAGAGGAGAGUCUGAGCCAUUGAUCCUCCUCCAUAACUACUCAUUUAUAAAGAAGAGGAAAGGCCGUCGAAGUGGGCUGGGCUCGGGUCCAGGCUAAUCUGGGAGGAGGCAAGCUCAUGCUCCUCUCCUACCGGCUUGGUGUCCAUGGUGUUGUGCCCCUGCAGGGACCUUUACCCUGGAGCCACCCCCGCCACGGUGCUCACAGAAAGGCCUGGGCUCCUGGGAGCUAUGCAGAAGCUACACACUUUUCUUCCCCUUGAUCAGAACAAAUCGCUCUCUUGCUCCUACCCCAAAACAAGGCCCUGAUGAUAAGCCGAGCCUUCCCAGAGUGCUGGCAGGUGAGCAGACGGUGACUGAGCACCUGACACAGGGUGACCUUUGACCCCCGUACCGUCUCCCUCUGUUACAUUACACGUCAACAUGAUCGUGAAUGCCAGAUUCACACCUUUCCCCGCCAUCUGGUGUGGUGGCACUGCCUGUCGUACAUCAUGCUGGCAGAACCAGGGGAGACGGGCUUCCUGUCUUCCCCGCCUCCUCAGGGUCACUCCCUGCCACCCUCCAGCAGCCAAGCUCAGCUGCGCUCCAGCUUCACCCAGGUGUGCCCCUCUCCUCUCGGUGAAGGGAAAAGGUCAGAACAACCACGAGUGAGGGAGGAUUCUCAGAGAGAGCGGCUGCUGUGGCUUUUCCUGCCAUUUGAAAUGUAGAGACAGGAUCAUUUUAGAUGGAAAGAUGCCUGUGCAAAUGGCUUCUAUAAAAUUUAGUUCACUGGAACCUGAGUUUGUUAUUUGACUCUGACUAUUUGUCUAACAGUUUACCAGCCUGCUGGGGGUCUUUGCUCAAAUCGUGAAGAGUGCAAAUUUCCAAAUGUGUCAGGGGGUGGGCAUGCGUAGUAGUUGCUGUUUAUUGGCACUUCAUGCUAAGCGCAUUAUGUGCAUUGUCUGAUUAAAUCCUCAACAGCGGCCCUAUGUAAUAGAUAUUAUUAUCUCAAUUAUCUUGCCUCUUUGUAUUUAAAAACAGAAAUAAUCGCCUUUACUUAAACUUGUGUUUUCAUGUACGUAUAGGGAUUAAUCAGGAAAUUCAAAAGGGCCUUUUUAGUACUUUCCCUACUUUGAGCUCUACAUUCUCAUUAGUAGGUAAAAGGAUGUAUUAACUCCCCCUGGAAUCUUUGCUUUCCGUGCUCUGGUGCUGAGACGGGAAAUGGGCAUUCAGCCGGUCCUAGUGGUAGUUGUACACUGUAUAUCCAGAGGGCAUGUGCCUCGUCUGUACGCUGCUGGGUUACAGAUCUCGGGAGGCAUUCGUAUCUACCUGGUGAAUUUCAUUUAUUACCUUUCAUUUAACAGACAGUGUCUUUUCUUGCUGCAGUGAAUUUUGUCAGGGAGGCAAGUCGUAAGGCAGAGUCGGGUCAUGGUAUGAAUUUGUUCCCCUCCAUUUGUAGUAACUCCCUUGUCUAUUUGGUGUCUCAGAAGAAGAACCCAGUGACAGAGACUCCUUUUAAUACAGGAGUGUGGUCCAGUCAUAAGUUAUUGUCCCUCUCCUUUCAUAACUGACCCAGUCCGGUUCCCAGACGAGAAAGAAGUGCGUAAGGCCCAGAUGUCAGGAAACCAUCAAGCUGUAUUUCAACCAGGAAGCAAGUCUGCUUCCUGCGCCUGUUGAGACGUAUUAUAAUUACAGUCAUUCAUAAAUGCCGUAACUUAUCUUUCUUUUAAAAGAUUGCACGGUUCUUGCCAAAAUAAAUGCCGUUAUCUGUAUGCUUCAGGGAAUUCCCCAGUUUGAUCAGUGUGUGUGUAUGAGAGAGAGAGAGAGAGAGAGAGAGAGAGAGAGAGAAAGAGAGAGAUGGUAAGACAUUUCCAAGAAGGUGGAAGCUCUCGUGGAGCAUGGAUAUUCCAUCCUUCCUUGGUGGUCAUUAGGCUAUUCCAGGAAGCACAGUGUCAUUCUUUGAAAUAAAAGAUCUCCUGUUUAAAACUUUCAAAGGAGGCCCGCACCUUGAAGAUGCCCUCCGGGGUUGGUGUGUGUCUAACUCCUUUUCAUAAAACCUUGCUUUUCUUCAUUUGAAAGCUUUGGCUAUAAAGUCAGAAAUGUACUAAUAAAAAAACUGUCUUGUAUUUAAUUUAGAGAAGAGAAAAGGGAAGAAAACCGAAAACUCAGUCUUGAUGUAAGCGCCCAGGUGUCAGGGUUGAGGGCUUUCCUAGUUUUAUGAGAAUUUGUACUACUGAUUUUUAUAUGUUCUUGUUUUUGAGAUGAACAGACCUCUGGGAAAUGGUCGAGUUACAUGGCGUUUCACUGUGACCCCUCUGAAGCUGAAGUCAGCUCUCUAACCUAAUGACAACUUGCCUCCUUGGUUUACUGUCCUGUGAAAUGUCAGCCAGUUUCCCAGACGUCGCGUGUUUACGAUGAGUCAGCGCUGCUCCUGGUGUGGAAGUGUCGGUGCUCGGCGCUCCUGAUUUUGAUGUAUGUGCUUCCUUCAAAGUAUCUAAACCUGCAGUCUAAUCUGUAUAUGCUUUCCUAACUGUUAAUUGUAUUAUUGAUUAUUUUCUCUUGCUUGAAGAUUGAUUCCUACUUUUUAAUUGAUAGAAAUAAAGGGUUUUUUUCUUCUGCUUA